GCCAUUUCCAAGUGGGUAAACCACAACUUGGAGUCUGUUCACUCUUUCGAGGACUCUACAAAUGCAGUUAAUAAAGAAAUAAAUUUCAGUAAAAACAGCGUCCUAAAGGAUGAUAAAAUAAUGAAACGAGCAAUUUGAACAACCUUUUGGUGAUGUUGCCCAAGAUGGUCAAAAUAAAUGCAUUCCCAACCAUGUGGUGAAAUCAGAAAUUUGAAGAAAAUGGAAGCAUUCAUAUUUUUUGUGAUGUGUAUAAUGCUGCCCCUCAUUAGAGGGCACAGUUACUUUACCUGUGAACCAAUUACUGUUCCCAAAUGUGUGAAAAUGGCCUACAAUAUGACAUUUUUCCCUAAUUUGAUGGGGCAUUAUGACCAGUCUAUGGCUGCUAUGGAAAUGGAGCCUUUUCUCCCUCUAGCAAAUCUCCACUGUUCACCAGAUGUCGACACUUUCCUCUGUAAAGCUUUUGUGCCAGCCUGCACUGAGCAAAUUCAUGUGGUUCCUCCUUGUCGAAAGUUUUGUGAAAGAGUAUAUUCUGAUUGUAAACAAUUAAUUGACACUUUUGGUAUUACAUGGCCAGAGGAGCUUGAAUGCAGCAGAUUGCAGUAUUGUGAUGAGUCUGUUCCAGUCGCUUCUGACCUUACCACCAAGUUUCAUGACCCACCAAAAACACCAGAGCAGGUUCAAAGAGACUAUGGAUUUUGGUGUCCAAGACAUCUGAAGACCUCUGGUGGACAAGGCUACAAAUUCCUUGGAAUUGACCAGUGUGCACCUCCAUGCCCCAACAUGUAUUUCAAAAAUGAUGAAUUAGAAUUUGCCAAAAGCUUCAUCGGAAUUGUUUCAAUAUUUUGCCUUUGUGCAACUUUGUUCACUUUCUUGACUUUUCUAAUAGAUGUUAAAAGAUUUAGGUACCCAGAAAGACCAAUCAUAUAUUACUCUGUCUGUUACAGCAUUGUAUCAUUAAUGUACUUCAUUGGAUUUUUGCUAGGCAAUAGCACAGCCUGUAAUAAGGCAGAUGAAAAACUAGAGCUUGGUGAAACAGUUGUUUUGGGCUCCCAAAAUAAGGCAUGUACUGUUCUCUUUAUGCUUUUAUAUUUUUUCACAAUGGCAGGCACUGUAUGGUGGGUGAUUCUUACCAUUACUUGGUUCUUAGCUGCUGGAAGAAAGUGGAGUUGUGAGGCAAUUGAACAAAAGGCUGUGUGGUUUCAUGCAGUUGCCUGGGGGAUGCCUGGUUUCUUGACAGUGAUGCUUCUGGCGAUGAACAAAGUAGAAGGGGACAAUAUUAGUGGUGUUUGUUUUGUUGGCCUUUAUGACCUUUAUGCUUCUCGAUACUUUGUCUUGUUGCCUCUAUGCCUUUGUGUGUUUGUUGGAUUGUCUCUUCUUUUAGCUGGCAUUAUUUCUUUAAAUCAUGUACGGCAAGUUAUACAGCAUGAUGGAAGAAACCAAGAAAAACUAAAGAAAUUUAUGAUUAGAAUUGGAGUCUUCAGUGGUUUGUACCUUGUUCCAUUAGUAACACUUCUUGGAUGUUAUGCCUAUGAACAGAUAUACAGAAUUACUUGGGAAACAACUUGGGUCUCUGACCAUUGCCAUCGAUACCAUAUCCCAUGCCCCCAUCAGGCAAAAACAUUAGCACGCCCAGAAUUGGCAUUGUUUAUGAUAAAGUAUCUGAUGACACUGAUUGUUGGAAUCUCUGCAGUCUUUUGGGUGGGAAGCAAAAAGACCUGCACAGAAUGGGCAAGUUUCUUCAACAGAAAUCGCAAGAGAGAUCCCAUCAGUGAAAGUAGAAGAGUACUACAAGAAUCCUGUGAGUUUUUCUUAAAACACAAUUCUAAAGUUAAACAUAAAAAGAAGCACUACAAAUCAAGUUCACACAAACUGAAAGUAAUUUCGAAAUCCAUGGGAACCAGUACAGGAGCUACAACAAAUCAUGGAACAUCUGCAGUAGCAAUUGCUAACCAUGAUUACUUAGGACAAGAGACUUUGACAGAAAUCAAAACAUCCCCAGAAACAUCUGUGAGAGAUAUGGGAACAGAUGGACCCUCCAUUCAGAAAGCAAAAGAAAAUAAUGUGGUAGAGCAUGCAACACCUGCAGAAUCUAGUUCUAAAUUGUCUGUGGAACAGAUGGAAAGAAAGUGCAAGACAGGAAAUUCCAAUGAUAAGAACAGUAUAUCUGGAAGUGUGCGAAGUGAAGGAAGGAUAACUCCAAAAGGCAAUUUUACUGAUACUCACCCACUACAAAGUAGCAAUUUGCAGAUACCCAGCAUUUCGCAACCAGAUAGUCCUAAAGGCUCUACGUCACUGCUCAUCCACUCUGCUUUGGACAUUGAGAAAGAGCAGGGUUCUGGAAACAAUUCAGAUACUUGAAAAAGAAAAUCUUCAGUUUCACUGAACUGUUACCUUUGAGGGGAGUCA
Molecule: messenger RNA, 2406 nt
Organism: Gracilinanus agilis (Agile Gracile Mouse Opossum)
Lineage: Eukaryota; Metazoa; Chordata; Mammalia; Didelphimorphia; Didelphidae
Gene: FZD6
Product: frizzled class receptor 6
Exons: 7
Coding region: 178-2358 (726 amino acids)
Biological process (GO): non-canonical Wnt signaling pathway; canonical Wnt signaling pathway
Cellular component (GO): plasma membrane
Molecular function (GO): Wnt receptor activity; Wnt-protein binding
Source: RefSeq, a predicted model, not a curated record